GUGUGCGGCUCGGCUGACGCCAGUUCCUGGGCGUGGUUUAUCCGCGUUCUUCAACUCUUUUCUAGAGCUGCGGGAGUGUGAGGCUGUUGCUGUGGAUCGUGGACCGGAGGAAAGACAUGUAUCAGUUAUGCACCACAGGUCCACUCUGUAACGAGGCUGGUAAACUGUCAUGAUUCCCAUCACUGAGUUGCGAUACUUUGUUGAUACACAGCCGGCGUAUCGCAUUCUGAAACCAUGGUGGGACGUGUUCACAGACUACAUCUCCAUCGUCAUGCUGAUGAUCGCGGUGUUCGGCGGCACGCUGCAGGUCACGCAGGACAAAAUGAUCUGCCUGCCAUGCAAAUGGGUCGUCAACCAGACCUGCGAACAACUCAACAUCAGCGUGGCGCUCAACUCUGAACCCAAGGGCAUCCAGUACGACCUCGACAGACACCAGUACAACUACGUAGACGCCGUGUGUUACGAGAACAAGCUGCACUGGUUCGCAAAGUACUUCCCAUAUCUGGUGCUGCUGCACACGCUCAUCUUUCUAGCAUGUAGUAACUUCUGGUUUAAGUUUCCACGGACCAGUUCGAAGCUGGAGCAUUUCGUGUCGAUCCUGCUGAAGUGUUUCGACUCGCCGUGGACGACGCGUGCGCUUUCUGAGACCGUGGUGGAGGAGAGCGACCCCAAACCGGCAGGGAAGAUAAACGGCUCGAUAGAUAAGAAAACCUCCAGCGUCAGCGACAAGGAUGUGGAAGCAAGCGUUCCCAUGCUGCAGAGGACCAAGUCCCGGAUCGAGCAGGGCAUCGUGGACCGUUCGGAGACGGGCGUCUUGGAUAAGAAGGAAGGAGAGCAGGCCAAAGCACUGUUUGAGAAGGUGAAGAAGUUUCGUAUUCAUGUGGAGGAGGGCGACAUCGUUCACCGUCUUUACAUCCGUCAAAUCAUCAUCAAAGUCUUCCAGUUCCUGAUCAUCAUCUGCUACACCAUGUACUACGUCCACCACAUCAAGUUCAGCGUGCCGUGCACCGUGGACAUCGAGCGGCUGACCGGUUAUCGCACAUAUCACUGCGCACAUCCUCUGGCCACGCUCUUCAAGAUCCUGGCCUGCUUCUACAUCAGCCUGGUGGUGGUCUACGGCCUCAUCUGCAUGUACACGCUCUACUGGAUCAUCAGCCGCUCGCUAAAGCGCUACUCCUUCGAGUCCAUCCGCGAGGAGAGCCGCUACAGCGACAUCCCCGAUGUCAAGAACGACUUCGCCUUCAUGCUGCACAUGAUCGACCAGUACGACCCGCUCUACUCCAAACGCUUCGCCGUCUUCCUGUCGGAGGUCAGCGAGAACAAACUGCGACAGCUGAACCUGAAUAACGAAUGGACUCUGGAGAAACUCAGACAGAGGAUAACCAAAAACUCGCAGGAGAAGCUGGAGCUGCACCUCUUCAUGCUGAGCGGGAUCCCAGACACGGUGUUCGACCUGGUCGAGCUGGAGGUGCUGAAAUUGGAGCUGAUCCCUGAUGUUACGAUCCCGCCUAUAAUCGCACAGCUGUGUAACCUGAGGGAGAUGUGGCUUUACCACACACCGGCCAGAAUCGAGGCUCCUGCUCUGGCCUUCCUCCGCGAGAACCUCAAAUCACUACACAUAAAGUUCACAGACAUUAAGGAGAUCCCACUGUGGAUCUACAGCCUCAAGAACCUCGGCGAGCUUCAUCUGACCGGAAACCUCAGCGCAGAUAACAACCGGUUCAUCAUCAUCGACGGCCUGCGGGAGCUCAAGAGACUUAAGGUCCUGCGGCUGAAGAGCAACCUCACUAAACUGCCUCAGGUGGUGACAGAUGUUGGGGUUCACUUGCAGAAGCUCUCCAUCAAUAAUGAAGGCACCAAACUGAUGGUUCUGAACAGUCUGAAGAAGAUGGUGAACCUGACGGAGCUGGAGCUGGUGCGCUGUGAUCUGGAGAGGAUCCCGCACUCCAUAUUCAGCCUGCACAACCUACAGGAGAUCGAUCUAAAGGACAACAACUUGAAGACCAUCGAGGAGAUCAUCAGCUUCCAGCAUCUCCACAGACUGGUGUGCCUCAAGCUCUGGUACAACCAGAUCGCCUACAUCCCCAUCCAGAUCGGCACUCUCGCCAACCUGGAGCGCCUCUACCUGAACAGGAACAAGAUCGAGAAGAUUCCUUCCCAGCUCUUCUUCUGCAGGACACUGCGUUAUCUGGACCUCAGCCACAACAACCUGACCAGCAUCCCUGCGGACAUCGGCUUCCUGCAGAACCUGCAGUACUUUGCAGUGACGGCCAACAGAAUCGAGGCGCUGCCACCCGAGUUGUUCCAGUGUAAGAAGCUGCGGACGCUGAAUCUGGGAAAUAACUGCCUUACAGUGCUGCCGUCACGUUUCGGAGAGUUAACCGGCCUCAUGCAGCUGGAGCUCCGCGGGAACCGGCUGGAGGGAUUACCGGUGGAGCUCUCCGAAUGUCGCCUUCUCAAGCGCUCCGGGCUGAUUGUAGAAGAGGACCUCUUCAACACCCUGCCGCCGGAGUUCAAGGAGCAGCUGUGGAGAGCUGAUAAAGAACAAGCUUGAGCCAGACAGAGGAACUCUUAAAGGCACAGUUCACACAAAAAUAAAAUCUGCUGAAAAUGUGUUCACCCUCAGGCCAUCCGAGAUGUAGAUGACUUUGUUUCUUCAUCAGGUUUGGAGAAAUGUAGUAUUGCAUCAGUUGCUCAGCAAUGGAUGCUCUGCAGUGAAUGGGUGCCGUCAGAAUGAGAGUCCAUACAGCUGAUAAAAACAUCACAAUCCACAGCACUCCAGUCCAUCAGUUAAUUUAAUAAUAUAUUGUGAUGUUUUUAUCAGCUCCCAUUCUGACGGCACCCAUUCACUGCAGAGCAUCCAUUCGUGAACAAGUGAUAUGAUGCUAUCCAUGAUUGCUCUCGAAAUCUGGUGAAGAAACAAACUCAUCUACAUCGUGGAUAAGCUGAUUGUGAGUAAAUGUUCAGUAAAUUUUUAUUUUGGGGUAAACGAAGUGGUCGUUCUGCUUUCGAUUCAUUUGUCUUUUAUAAUUUUUAAUGAUUUUUAUUUGGGUGACAGCAUUUCUCGUCCUUAUGAAGGGAAGUUGUAGACAGUACAGUGCCAUCUGUGCUUAGAAACAUACACUGAUACACUCUCUCAAACAAGUUCUCAUACACAAACAAGGUCAAGUCAUUCAUGCACUGCCCUCUACAGGCACAUUAAGCAGUGACAUUAUUGGAAUGAAUAGAUAUAAUAAGCAAUAUCUGGUUUGUGCAUUAUUUACUCAGUGGCUGCGUCCAAUCAGGGAAGAGUCGACUGUUUAUGAAUGUGUCAGCUGUGUUAUAGAAUAUGUAAAAUGUACAUUUUAGAGCCAAUACCCACAGAAGUAAAUGCCAAAAAGGUCAUAUACAAAAUCCACUUCUUAUAUAUGCUUUUAAAGACUAUGAAUAUGAUGCCAUAGAUGUAUUGCUGAAAUCUUACACUCAACAGACUUUACAGGAUGAUAUAGAAACUACAAACUUAAACACUCGAACGAAUAAACUUUUGCCAUUUUGGACGGAGUUGCAUUUGGAUCAGGUGACCUGCACGUUGCACCCCAUUGGUCGACUUUUCCACGGGAAUAAUGACUGUUGUCAUAGCAAAGUUCCCACGCUAUCAUGGCCUUAACUCUCUCCGAGCUCUACGCUGGAGCUCAUCUCAAAGAUAAAGUGUACAUUUUGCGUUUAUAGGUUUUAUAAUUUUACAAAAAAAAAUGAGAGAAAGAACAAAAAGAAA
Carassius carassius (crucian carp) is the source of this 3754-nucleotide messenger RNA. RefSeq names its product volume-regulated anion channel subunit LRRC8A. NCBI's taxonomy places the organism in Eukaryota, Metazoa, Chordata, Actinopteri, Cypriniformes, Cyprinidae. The transcript has 7 exons. The coding region runs from base 170 to 2554 and encodes 794 amino acids. The record is from RefSeq and is a predicted model, not a curated record. Gene Ontology annotation, molecular function: protein binding.